Messenger RNA from Trichoderma aggressivum f. europaeum, 2295 nucleotides. RefSeq lists its product as uncharacterized. Bases 1 to 2295 code for a protein of 764 amino acids. The transcript has 2 exons. The record is from RefSeq and is a predicted model, not a curated record. NCBI's taxonomy places the organism in Eukaryota, Fungi, Ascomycota, Sordariomycetes, Hypocreales, Hypocreaceae.
AUGGAUCUUGCACCCGAUACAAAGGGCUUGAUCCAGCCGAUGGGACAGACUCCUACUUCGAUCAGCAAUUUGCAACAAGACGUAUUCAAUCCGACUUUCAAGAUAGAAGGCCUUGGUAAUCUACCAGGAAUGAAUCAAGUUGGCCUAGAGAACCAUUUGCAACUGCAUGGGAUGAACCCGACUACGUCUCCAACGAGCAUUUUGCAGGCGCCUGGACCGGGUCAGGCUUUUGCUCUACCUGGCUAUCAGAACCAGAAUCCAUUCAACGACAACUCAAUGAGCUUUUUGCAAUCUUUUGGACCAAUUCAUACUUCGAGCCCGGCCAAUCUUUUGCAGCCGUUUGAGACGAACCAGACUCUCAACAACACAAACUUCUUGCAGUCGUCUGGGAUGAACCAGAUCCCCGACCAGACCAACUUUUUGCAGUCGCCAGAAAUGAAUCAGAUCUUCAACCAGGCGGACCCGAUGCCGCUGUAUGGUAUGAAUUGGGGUAUCAACGCGAUGGGAUACCAGCAGCAAUUCGGAAUGAACCCAAAUCUUGGUUCAAUGGGACAUCAGCAGCUUCAGAUGAGUCUGAACCAAGUCCCUACUGGAGUUUCGGCUGGACUUUUCGAUAGUUCGACCGCGUUUGCAAGUGCGCCGUCUUGUAUCAACUAUCUUCCCACGCCGCCACCUACCAGUCCUGAGUCCUCGACGCCGUUCAGCAUCAAUCAGCACAUGAGCCCCAACGUCGAUGGGACCAUGAACCAGUGGGUGAAUACGAGUGUGGCCCUUCCUCAGGAAUUCGCUCUUCCUGUUGGCAACAGCCUUCACAAUUUAGCCAUCGGUAGUGGCAUCGGCAUGAACAUAGGCAUGAUUCCUUGUCAAGAGAUGCAUCUCCCUGCUCAAAACUGGCUUCCAGACUUCACAAACAUGGGCAUGAACGCGAAUCUUCAGCAUCCUCCUGUUUCCUCUGGCGUUCAAAACAUGUCUACUGGAAGUGGCAUGAACAUGAAUGUGAACUUCCUUCAGCAAACACGCUGCGCUGCUACCAAGGGCCUUCAGAAACCAUCUGUUGGAAAUGGCAUCCCACGACAGUCACAGGCGCAACUUCCUAGAACUAUUGCUAUCAAACAAGCUUCACGCGAGGUCAAAAAAGCAAAGAACCAAGCUUUGGGUCCUCAGCAUCCGGGUCCAACUCGGAUCAAGAAGACGCUGAAUGGCAAUACUGCAUCUAGCUUGGAUAACCGUCUCACCAGAUAUGAUCUUAUUCGCAGAGUUACGCCCAACAUGACAAACUUGGCUCCUACUAUCUCGCCCAAGCUUAGGGCUGCUAUGGAUGCUGCUAUCGCCAACGGCGCCAAAGCUGUUGCUCAGACUGCCAUUCUGGGGUCGUCGACCGUCUCUCAGAACAGUUCUCAGAGUACUCAAGCGCCAGCUGAGCAGAAAGUCAAAGUGAAAAUCGAGCCUCAUCAACAUGCAGCUUUUCGGGUAGCCCAACGUCCAACUCAACAAGUACCUCAGCCCCUGGCCCAGAUGCCCCUUCAGCAAUCAGCUCAACAAGCGAUCCAGAAUGCUGUUAGAAGAACAGUUCAACAGGCAACUCAGAUGCCAAAUCAACGGCCAGCGCAGAAGUUGCUUUCAAAGCCGAUGAUCUCGCCACCAGUUGAACAGCAAGCCCAACGGGAGCAGAGGCCAAUUCAACAACCAGUUCAGCAGCCAGUCAGAGAGUCAAUUGAACAGCAGCCGACGCAACAGACCGGAUUCUACGGAACCCCCCCUGCUAUCCCCUUGGAUGAUCUGCUUACCCUUCUCUCGGACAAACACUGGGAAUUCUGGCACCGAUUAGACGCGAUUCAGAUGCGCCAGCUCAUGGCGCUCACUCUCACCGAGGCCGACAUACAUCAAGCUUGGCGACAACGUUUGUGUGUUCGCGUGAAAUCCAAUGACUUCGUCCGCGUCUACGAGCUUGGUGGCUUCCUGUAUGAAGUGCACGGGAACCCUUCCGGUGGCUUCAAAGGAGCAAUAGCUAUUGAUAUGAGACAGUAUGCCGGAUUGCUGGCCCGUUUCCGCCCCAAGUGCUGCAAUUCUCUCGAUUAUGCCCAGGCUCUGGCUGCGGCCAAGGCUCGGGCUGAGGGCAAGGAUCAGCCUGAGUUUGAUGAUUUGGACCAGGCUCAGGCAAUGUCUGAUGGUGUGGUUCGAUGUCUUGGUUUGCCCAGUUGGUGGGAGAUUGCGCGUCUGCAGAAACAACGGGAAGAGAGGAUCAAGGAUCUCAUUUUUAAGGGUGAGGUGGAGGGCAAGAAGACGAAGAAGUAG